Molecule: messenger RNA, 811 nt
Organism: Physella acuta
Lineage: Eukaryota; Metazoa; Mollusca; Gastropoda; Physidae
Product: C-type lectin domain family 2 member D2
Source: RefSeq, a predicted model, not a curated record
UAAAUAUGAAAAAAAAGUCUGUUGAAUUAUUUGUAAUUAAAUGUAUAUUUUGUUUAGGCCACGUAGCUUUAAACAUCUAAAAGAGCCUACAAACGUGCAGACAGCAAGAGAGUAAGUAAAAUAUAGGUGAAUUCAUCAAAGCAUUUUGUCAGAGAUUAAUAACACCUGCUCAUGGAUCUGACGGUACACCUGCUCUGUCUGACCUGCUUGAUGGCGUCGGUGUUUAGCCAGACAGCUCCACUCAAAUGUAAAAAAAACAAAAGUCUGCCAACGGACGAAGUCUACACAACCAGGUACAAGCAAAUCUGUCUAGAGUUCCACAACACGCCCCAGUUAUGGUCAGAAGCGAAGGAAACGUGUAAGAAAAGUGAAAGAUUUCUGGCCAAACUAGACACCGUUGACCUCUGGGGUUUUGUACUCGAGAUUACACGAUUUCUGGCGUGGGAUGUUUAUUGGAUUGGAGCCCACAAUGAGGCCGGAAAACUUGAGUAUAAAUGGAGCGAUGACACGCAGGCAGAACUGUUCUGGGGGAAAGAUCCGGCUAAUUUGGAAGCCGGCCACUGUGCAGUGAUGCAAAGUUCCGGUUAUGUGAAACCCGAGGAUUGCGAGAAGAAGCACAAGUUUGUCUGCACCUCAGCCAUGCCGGCCAAAAAAGUGAAACCACAAAACACAACCGCUGCUUGAUGUGAGACAUUGUUGAGGAGCUUUUGUGUGUGUUUGUUUUGUUUUACUUUCUUUGAAAGUUAAUGUCAUAAAAAUUAAAUUGUAUAAAAAUAAAUGUAUUAGACUAUGAAUCAUCAUUUGAAUUAAC